Cylas formicarius (sweet potato weevil) is the source of this 3177-nucleotide messenger RNA. RefSeq lists its product as uncharacterized. Gene Ontology annotation, biological process: sister chromatid cohesion. Lineage: Eukaryota; Metazoa; Arthropoda; Insecta; Coleoptera; Brentidae. The transcript is spliced from 17 exons. Gene Ontology annotation, molecular function: chromatin binding. Gene Ontology annotation, cellular component: chromatin; nucleus; cohesin complex. The record is from RefSeq and is a predicted model, not a curated record. Bases 118 to 3054 code for a protein of 978 amino acids.
ACCUGUGGCGGUUUUCGCGCCAGAAUCACAUAUAUAAUCUGUGCCGUGAACUGUUGGUAUUUUGCUGUUUGUGCACGGAAGGGAACAAUUUUGUUUAGGAUUUUAAUUUUGUAAAUAAUGGAAUCACCCAAUAAAAAAAAGAAGUCUGAACUUAAUAACAUGGAGUCUUCGAGUAUUCAGUCCGACAGUCCGGUUACGGUAAGGACGACGACGCCGGAACCAAACGCUAUUUUAUCGGCAGUGUCGAAUAGUGGAGGAUCUGAUACAGAAUCCGAUUAUGAAAGCGAUGAAGGCGAAGAGUACAACAUCGACAAUCUACCGCGGUUCCAGUUUAAAGGUAUUACCUGGAAGCUGUUUAAACCAAAUGAUAACGAAACAAACACCUUGUAUAGAAUAUUACUGGAACAUCCCAAAUCAGCAAAGGAACUAGCGCCUCAGUUUGCUGAAAAGUGCAAAACGCAACCUAACGAAGCCCUUAUCAUACUUGUAAAAUUUUGCCUCGAUUGUGCUGAUUGUCAAAACCUCAACUUGCGAAAGUUCGGGUUCCCACUGGAUGUGAAAAAAAUUAUAAAAAAAGUGGACAAUGAUCAAUUCCCUUCUAAAGUUUUCGAUACUGGUAAAUUUUUAUUUUCCGAUACAUCAGUAUUAGCAAAAGUGUUCCAGUGUGCCAUUAACACUUUUAUACAAACAUUUACUGUGGCCGCCCAUAGCAACAGGUUCUUAUAUAGUGAAGAAUGCAAAGUAUUUCUCAAAUUUUUAAAUUUAAUGUGCAAGGCCCAAUAUAGGCAUCUAUGGUUUACAGGGCAAAUUAUAAGUAUGAAACUUUUGACCGGUAUUUGUUGCCUGAAAUGUUAUUUUGAAGAAAAGAAUUCGAAAGGUGUGUUUUACAACAGGCUAAGUGGGUUUAUAAAUACCUUGUUCCUCAAUUUUGUCAAUGGCAGCAAACCUUCAGACAAGCAUUGCGCACCUCUGAAGAAGGUAGCUUUGAGAGAACUCCGUAGCUGGAUUAAUUUAUUUCCACAACUUUUCAUUGAGGAUUUCGAGUGUGUCAAUAUCGUUGCAAAAUAUUACUUAUCAUCAAGAAUAAAAUCGGUAAGGUUUUGGGCUUUGGAGUUUUGCAAAAAGCUAGUGAAGGACGGAGGCGCGAUGCUAAGCGGAGAGCCAAUAAAAACUAUAAUCAAGAUUAUAGAGUGUCAACUAGAAGAUGAGCACGAUCAAGUGGUGUUGGCUGCUUUGGAUGCGCUGGCAGCGAUAAACAAUGAAUACGCUGCCGAAUCCCCCAAAGAGGGAAAACAUUUGCGCUAUUUAAUAAAGUGCAUAUACUAUGACAACUAUGAAAUAGCAAAGCGAGCCGGACUGUAUGUGGCGCAGUUCUUGAAACGUGAAUCUCCGACCGAUGAUGCUGCAAUUUUGAUAAAGCUGGCCCGAAUGUCGACGGAUCUGUACCCAAAUUUGCAACCCAUGUUCGUGGAAGCUUGUCUUCCCAGCCAGCCCGUGUUGCAAAAUUGGAAUUUAAUUUUUGACAUCUUUUGCAAUGAAAGCUAUGGAAACCUUACUGAAAAAGAGACCAUAAGCGAAUUGGCACUCGAAGCGGCGCAGCAAAUAUUGAAUGGGCAAUCAUCGAAACCCAGAACCUUGCCCAGAGACGAUGUAAAACUGACUAUCAUGCAUCACCGUAAGAUCGCAGAAAAACUACUACUUUCGUUAAAGGCCAUAUUGUUGCUAAAUGCGUCUGAAGCAAAAAUUCUUUGUAAUUUUCUGAGGAUUCUGGUCAAAAUCAACCCCAAAGUUUUGACAAAUGAUUUGUGCGGGCACUUGGAAGAGUUAUUUGGAUUAUUGAAAAAAUUAUUCGCAUACCUUAAGGACGAACAAUCUCUGGAAGCGAUAUGCGACGCUCUGCUUUACUGUUCCGAGAAAGUUAAGCAGUUAAACGUACCUUUCAAAACGGGUAUCGCAGAUCUAACCAGCCAAUAUUCCAACGACCUAAUCCUUCAACUUCAAGCAUCAGACCAUAAAGUUGUUGAUACCGCCAAAAAAGUAUCAGUUCUGUUUAGCAAAUUCGAUCUAAAUGAAUACCUGUCUUGGCCCACUUUGCAUGAUUCUUGGGGCUUGAUGGACUCAAGCGAGAAGUUUGUGGACUCGCUGACAGCUUGUUGCCAUUGGAGUUUAGUGUGGAAUAUCCGUCGUUUGAAGUCAUCUUCUGCAGCAACAAGAAACAGUCAUGUGGAAAUUAUUAUCAGUAAUUUCCAAGAGUUCUCUGCCAGCUGUUUUAACGUGAUGGCAAAUACUGGCGAAGUUCUCCAAAUAAAUAUUUUCAGAAGAAUUUGCAAAUCGUACUUAGCUUUCGCAAGCGAAAUAGAUGAGAUCACUAUGGGCACUGCAUUGGCCAGCUUAACUCGGUGCAUUGUAGAUGAUCCACAAAUAUUGCAACUGUUUUUGUUUGUAUUUGAGGAGCGUAUCGUGGGAAAUGAAAGAAUUUCCUCCAUUGAGCAUGGCAAGAUUGUGGCCGAUGUGAUAAAUAUGACCCUACUUGAGAUACUGCCACCAAAUAAAUUAUCCGCAAUACUUAAGUAUUAUUACAAGUAUUAUGAUUUAUAUGGCAAACUAAUCGAAAAGGUAAUGCACCACAUCAAAUUAUCAUCCCAUGAUCAUGUGUUGCCUAUGCUUGUUGUAUCUGCUUUAUCUGACAUAUACCAAAAUAUUUUAAAGAAAGAUGGAGUGGUAGAUAUCAGGCGACAAAGUGCCAAGGAUUUACUUAAUACUUCCAUGCGGUUUGCAGAUUUUGGACCGAUGACUUCGAAACAAGUUCUUUCUAAAUUGCUGCUGUUUGCUAUUACUUAUGCAGAAUAUCACAAACAGUAUAAUUUUCUAAUUUUCCUAAAACCAUUUGCUACCAGAAUUUCAAAAUUUGACCAUGAAAAAACAGAAAUUUUGGACUAUAUCAAGACCAAAGUGCCAAAUUCGGAUUUAAAGAAGGAUUCAAUUUUAUACUUCAUCAACCAACUAAAGAAAUCGUCAGCAGGAAAGAAACAUAAAAAUCAAAAGAAAAAGUAAAAACAACUCAUUAUUGACAGUUUAUUUUCUUGAAAGUAAAAUUUAAGUUUCAAGCUGUUUUAAAAUAUUCGUUUUGGUAUGUAACUUACUUCAAUAAAAUUUCAUACUAAUACUUUAGUUGAU